Sceloporus undulatus (fence lizard) is the source of this 3546-nucleotide messenger RNA. It is a transcript of the gene DENND2A, whose product is annotated as DENN domain containing 2A. NCBI's taxonomy places the organism in Eukaryota, Metazoa, Chordata, Lepidosauria, Squamata, Phrynosomatidae. Gene Ontology annotation, biological process: retrograde transport, endosome to Golgi. The record is from RefSeq and is a predicted model, not a curated record. Gene Ontology annotation, cellular component: actin cytoskeleton. The transcript has 15 exons. The coding region runs from base 155 to 3025 and encodes 956 amino acids.
GCCCAGAGGAGGCUUCUCCUUCUCCUCCUUCUCCUUCUUCUUGGGGCAAGUUGAGGCUGGAUUCUUCCCAAAAUGAGGAAGGAAAGCAAAAGAGGGGCAGCCUGGCUGCUGCCAUCGAGAAAGGUGGAGUGCAGCCAUAUCAGGUGCUGACACGAUGACCUCGAGCGCCAUCACCGAUGUGAGCAUCAAGUGUAAAACCAGUGUUUGCAAAACAACUGAGAGGGUCCAGUCUGAAAGUCUAAAUAAUAGAGCUACAAGGACAACGUUCCAGUGUGGCCCUUCAAAAGGGAAGUGCUUGGACAGAGUUGCUAUCAAGCUAGUGGCUAAAGAAGAGACAUCUGCUGUGGUAAAGAGCACAUUGAAAGCACUGGAGAACUUGAUGUGGGAAGCAAAACUGGACUGCUUUCAGCAGAACAUGCUUAGUCCCAAGAUGAUCAUUAGUGACCCAUCUGUAAAUCUCAGUAUCCGGGAAAGUGGCAGGAUUAUCACAAAGCACGUGGGAGACACUCAGAACCUAAGGGCUAUUGGAAAAGUCAGCUUAAAAAAUAAGCCUUUGAGUAUCAAGGAGAAGAUCUCAGAGUGGGAAGGGAAGAAGGAAGUUUUGUCUCCCAUAUCUGCUUGGAAGGAGGAAGACCAAGGAGUUAAAGAGGACCUCUGCUCAUUUUUGGGUGUUGUAGAGAAGAUGACCAGGGAGACUGCAGCAACAAGGGAAGAGGGCACCAAAAGGCUUAUAAACAGGCAUCUGGAAUGUAAGAGGGCAAGCAAGGAGAAUGAAAGAAGACUUAAGAGUCUAAAAAACAUUGGACAGCAUACAGAGGGAAAGACAGAUGGGAAGUUAAGUGAGGAGGAGCUCAAUUCUAAUACUGGGAGGAGUAUUGAGUUGAAGAACGGUAAGAAGGAUAUCCAAAAAGAGAACUUAUCUGUCCUGAGUCAGGUGAAAAAGCUGGAGCAGGCCUUGAAGGGAGGCUCAGCUGAACUACAGCCACAAUUGCCAGGUACUUAUUACUCUCCACAUUGUCUGCAAGAGAAAACAGAUGAUGAUCAAAACCCCUCUGAAGGCCAGGAGAGUGCGAACUGGCCAGACCUUGGUAAGCGGCUCCUUGGCUUGGACUGUGAAGCCCCUGAGCCAAUUUUUGGGACUCUGGAAGAGGUAAAAGCAUCUCAUUUGAAGUGCAAAGCCAGCAAUGAGGAAAAUGUCUAUACAGAGCCAGGGUUGCCUGAAAAGAAACCCUUUAUCAAUCCACUCCCCAAACCUCGGAGGACUUUCAAACAUGAGGGCGAGGAAGGAUGGGUCCCACCACCUAGAAAUAAGAGGAACCUGCCCCCUCUCCCCUCUAUUCCACCCCCUCCUCUCCCCUCUUCACCACCCCCUUCCGCCGUCAGCAGAAGACUGAGAAAUGGAAAGCAUAAGACUAGUGCAGAUCACAGGAAGUCAUAUGAGUUUGAGGACUUGUUGCAAUCCUCUUCUGAGAAUGGCCGGGUGGACUGGUAUGCUCAGACAAAAUUGGCUUUAACACGCACUUUAUCAGAGGAAAAUGUCUAUGAAGAUAUUCUAGAUCCACCAGCAAAAGAGAAUCCAUAUGAGGAUAUUGAGACAAACAGUCGUUGUUUGGGGAAAAAAUGUGUUCUGAACUUUCCAGCAUCUCCUUCGUCCUCUGUCCCUGGCACACCCACAAAGCUGCUGUCCAAGCCCAUCUUUUUUCGGCAAAACUCAGAGCGGCGGAGUUUCAAGUUACUAGAUAUACGGAAAUCAAAUCGGGAUGGGACAUGUUCUCCUUCCAAAAUUAGUCCCCCUUCCACUCCCAGCAGCCCUGAUGAUACUUUCUUUUCUUUGAGUGAUCCUCAAAAUGGCAAGAGGAGAAAAAAAAUUCCUAAGCAGCUGGUGUUAAAAAUCAAUGCUGUUUAUGAGGCACGGAGAGGGAAGAAACGAGUCAAGAGGUUAUCUCAGUCCACAGAGAGCAGCUCAGGAAGAGUAACAGAUGAGAACAGUGAAUCAGACAGUGACACUGAAGAAAAGCUGAAAGCUCACAGCCAACGCUUGGUUCAUGUGAAGUCUCGCCUGAAGCAAGCCCCCAGAUAUCAAACUUUGGAGCGGGAUCUGAUUGAGUACCAAGAGAGGCAGCUGUUUGAAUACUUUGUGGUGGUGUCAUUGCACAAGAAACAGGCUUGUGCUCCAUAUGUCCCUGAAGUCACUCAGCAGUUUCCUUUAAAGCUUGAACGUUCUUUCAAAUUCAUGAGGGAGGCAGAAGACCAGCUUAAAGCCAUUCCUCAGUUUUGUUUCCCUGAUGCAAAAGACUGGACCCCUGUGUGCCAAUUUACCAGUGAGACUUUCUCCUUUGUCUUGACUAGUGAAGAUGGUAGCCGGAGGUUUGGAUACUGCAGAAGACUACUGCCCAGUGGGAAAGGGAAACGUCUCCCUGAAGUUUACUGUAUUGUGAGCCGCCUGGGAUGUUUCAACCUCUUUUCUAAGAUUUUGGAUGAAGUUGAGAAAAGGCGUGGCAUUUCCCCUGCCUUGGUGCAGCCCCUUAUGAGGAGUGUCAUGGAGGCUCCAUUUCCAGCUUUGGGGCGGACCAUCACUAUCAAGAACUUCCUACCUGGCUCUGGGACAGAAAUAAUAGAGUUGCGUCGACCACUUGAUUCAAGGCUAGAACAUGUGGAUUUUGAGUCCCUGUUCUCUUCACUCAGUAUCCGACACUUAAGUAGAGUCUUUGCUUCCCUGCUGUUGGAGAGAAGAGUAAUAUUUGUAGCAGACAAACUCAGCACCUUGUCAAAAUGCUGUCAUGCCAUGGUGGCACUUCUUUACCCCUUUACCUGGCAACACACCUACAUUCCUGUGCUUCCCCCUUCAAUGAUUGACAUUGUGUGUUCACCAACCCCAUUUCUGAUUGGGCUGCUCUCCAGUUCACUCUCCCGCCUUAAGGAACUACCAGUGGAAGAGGUGAGACCAGAGUACUGCACUAAUGGACAGUGUUGGACCCAUGAUAGGCACAGUUUUGUAUCUGGAAGCACCAUUAAGUCAUCAUGAUAGGCAACUGGCCCAGGGCAACUAGCGAGCUCCAUGUUAAGAGUGCAAUGAAUCUGCUCUGGGCUUUAUUCCAGACCUUAGAGCAACUAUCCAAGAUGCUGAACCAAUUUUGAGGAUAACAAGGGAAAGCUGCUUCAGUAUUUGGGAAACAACUCAGAGCAGAUACAUGGUAACCCUAACAUGGAAGCCACCCUACCAGAGGGGGCAUCUGUAUUAUAUCAAGUAUCUUAAGAAGCUGAAUUCAACCAGAUCCUAUUCCAGCUUUCUGACCGCUUGAUGGUUAAAUCAAACAAACUACAUGCACAGGAGUAUAUUUCCAGUGCUGGUUGGUAGCUUUCAUGACAGUGAAAUGAUGAAUUAACUCAGAAAUUAAUAUACACUUUAAAAGGGUUAUCCAAGGGGCUAAACCCUAUCACCAAAAUGUCCAGGACUAUUUGACAAUUUUCUUAAUGUUUUGAAUAAAACCUGGAGCAGAUUCAUAUUCCCACUGACAUGAAAACUUCCCUACUACCUGCAAGAAA